This is a messenger RNA of Brienomyrus brachyistius, 9620 nucleotides long. Its product is annotated as neuronal tyrosine-phosphorylated phosphoinositide-3-kinase adapter 2-like. The coding region runs from base 898 to 3735 and encodes 945 amino acids. Gene Ontology annotation, biological process: neuron projection morphogenesis; phosphatidylinositol 3-kinase/protein kinase B signal transduction. The transcript has 7 exons. NCBI's taxonomy places the organism in Eukaryota, Metazoa, Chordata, Actinopteri, Osteoglossiformes, Mormyridae. The record is from RefSeq and is a predicted model, not a curated record.
AGAGGCUGUUUGUAAGGAGUUCACACCCCUGGGAGAGUUGGGGUGUAGGACUGCACCCCCCCCACCCCCACCCCCACCACUCUUUCCAGCAAGCUGUCCGUGGCGCGAGACGUCAGAAACAUUUCUGGAAGAGUAAAGACAAGCCUGGCACUGUCCAUGGUGCUGAAGAUCGCAGGGCGCACAGACCGGAGCUUAUACUGUCCGUGGUGCUGAACGUGUGAGGCAUUACAGGGACAGCAAGAGCGAGUCCUUACCGCCUGGGGUUCUGAACGUGUGAGACAUCGCUAGGAGGGCAGACGUAAGUCUGUAACUUCUGUGGUUCUGAACGUGUGAGACAUCGCCGGGAGGGCAGACGCGAGUCUGUAACUUCUGUGGUCCUGAACGUGUGAGACAUCGCAGGAAGGGCAGACGCCAGUCCGUACCGCCUGUGGUGCUGAGCGCCGUGCUGGCAGAGGAGAAGACCACCUCUUUUGUUUCCCGGUCCACCACUCAGCAUCCCGCUAACGAGCCGCAAAGCAGCCGGGCUUGCAAACAAGGUGCGAGCAGGAUGUUGGAUGGAGCAGACAUGGUGGUCCCCGGCCCCACAGGACACUGAGUGGUCCCCGUGCCAAUGUGCCCGGCGGCAGUGCCUGGGCGCAGGAGCUGCGGGCGAGAGAGCAUCACCGUGGCGAUGUCUCUCCUUCACCCUCAGGACCCACACUGCGAACAGAACCCAUCCUAUUGGGUCCUUCCGGCCUGGAUCUGAGAACUCCAACACCUUUCUGAGGGGCAGGGGAAGAAACAUCUUCUGUCAGGAAACAUUACACACUUCUCACCCUAGCAAGAAGCUCAGGAUUGAUGGUAUCAAUCUGGGAGUUUGCUCCCUCGAAAACAGCAUCCAGGUGCCUUUGAGGGACAAUGAACGUGAAGGACAAGGAAGCUACUCAGAGAUUCUUACAGUACGUUGAGGACAGUGGGCUGAUUGCCUAUGACAGUUUGGUCAUCCAGAAUGCCUCGGACAUCGCUCGCGAAAGCGACCGCGUGAGGAAUGAGACGAACUGGACAUACCUUCAAGAGAAAAGUGAAAAGAAGAGGACACGAGAAAGCACUGAAAGGACCAGGGCACUGGUUUCAGAAGUCAGGUACACAGUGAAGCACUUCCACAUGGGCUUCAUGACUAUGCCGGCACCCCAGGACCGGCUGGGCCUUGCCCGUGGGGCAGGCUUCUCCGUACGUUCCCAGUCCCUGCACUCGGUCGGAGGCAGCGAUGAGGACACCAGCCCAAGCUCACGCAAGCAGCCACCCCCAAAGCCCAAAAGGGACCCUAACACCAAGCUCAGCAUUUCUUCAGAGACGGUCAACAUGGGGCCAUCCUUGGGCAAACCAGGGAAAGAGGGUGAAAAACACGAGGCCUCACGGCCCUGCAGUGAAGACUUCAGGAGGGUCCCACCUCCCAAGCCUAAGAGGAACCCCAGCACCCAGCUGAGCACGUCGUUUGAUGAGUCAUUCAUCAGGAACCAUGGGACCAGCAAGGCUUCCAGAGCUGGACAGUCCUGCUCGCAGACCCACAGCCCAACGCGGGAUUCAGAUGAGGAUGAGCCUGUUUACAUCGAGAUGGUCGGGAACAUCCUAAGGGACUUUCAGCGGGAUGAGGAGGAUGAGGGCGAAGCGGUCUAUGAGGAGAUGAAAUACCCAGCUUCUGACGACCUGGGUCAGGACUCCAGGGGUGAGCACCUGAGCACGUCGCCACAGUGCUCCACGCUCACCAUCCCAGAAACGGAGCCGACACGCAUCCCUGCCCCUUUCCCCAACCUGCUGAGCCACCGCCCCCCACUGCUUGUAUUCCCGCCUGCCCCUGCCCAGUGCUCCCCCAACUCGGACGAAUCGCCUCUGACACCCCUGGAGGUGACCAAGCUGCCCAUGCUGGAGAACGCAUCCUACAGCAAGUCUCCAGGAACCUCGGACAGGGAGCUUCCCGCCACACACACCAUCACGGCCUCCGGCCGCUCCUCCGCCCCGCCCUUACCCUCCACCCUCUACAAGUCCUCCGCCCAUGGCUACCCUCGCAGCCACUCGGCCUGCCCCUCCCCUGUCAGCAUGGGUCGCUCACUCACGCCGCUCAGCCUGAAGCGGCCGCCUCCUUACGAGGCGCUGACCGGGGGGGGACUACCCCGCAGCGCCUCCGCUGUGGCCGCCGGCGGGAAGGCGGUGUCCCAGGAGGGAUCUCGGCUGUCCAGCUCUGGCUCCCAUGGUUCUGUGCAGAACGUGUGCCGCGCUCGCACGCCCACUAGCCCGCUAGAUGAGCUGACCAACCUGUUCACCACUGGGAGGAACAUGCUGAAGAAGUCCUCCAGCAGCCGCAAGUCCAAGGAGCCAGCAGAGGUUGAAGUCAAGGGUAGAUGCCACAGCACAGAGCCUCUUCCAAGACAUGACACUAAGGACAAGAGCAGCCAUAGCACUGACUCCAGGCGGGACAGCAAGGACAAGAUCAGCCACGGCACUGACGCCAGGCGGAACAGCAAGGACAAGAUCAGCCACGGCACUGACACCAGGCGGGACAGCAAAGAUAAGAUCAGCCACAGCACUGACACCAGGCGGGACAGCAAAGAUAAGAUCAGCCACAGCACUGACACCAGGCGGGACAGCAAAGAUAAGAUCAGCCACAGCACUGACACCAGGCGGGACAGCAAAGAUAAGAUCAGCCACAGCACUGACACCAGGCGGGACAGCAAAGAUAAGAUCAGCCACAGCACUGACACCAGGCGGGACAGCAAAGAUAAGAUCAGCCACGGCACUGACGCUAGGCGGGACAGCAAGGACAAUAUCAACCACAGCACUGAUGCUAGGCGGGACAGCAAGGAUAAGAUCAGCCACAGCACUGACGCCAGGCGGGAUAGCAAGGAUAAGAUCAACCACAGCACUGAAGCCCAUCGGGACAGCAAGGACAGGAGCAGCCACAGCAUUGACGCCAGGUGGGACAGCAAGGACAGCAAAGAUAAGAUAGGACAUGGCACUGACACCAGACGGGACAGCAAGGAUAAGAUCAACCACAGCACUAAAGCCCAGCGGGACAGCAAGGACAGGACCAGCCACAGCACAGACACCAGGCGGGACAGCAGGGACAGGAACAGCCACAGUAUGGAGGCCUUACCCAGGUGUGACAGCAAGGACAUAAAUGACAGCAAAGAUAGCAGCUGUCAUGGCACAGACUCUAAACAUGACACCAAGGACAAGAGCUGUCAUAGCCUGGGGGGGUUGUCCAGGCCAGAGAGCAAGGAGAGGGCCAAUCAUAAUGGAGGAAGUAUGGACAACUCUAGAACCCAUGAAUGGGAUGGGGUGCCUGAACAACCAGCCCCUGCCACGCCCUCUCGACUAGGACAAACUUCUGUCAGUCCCACACACAUGCUAGGGAGCAGCAGCUCAGAAACGAAGGUCAUUUCUAGGCUGGGCCGCUCUGCCUCCACGCCAGGCGUAUCACCCCCCACAGGGACGCCCCAACGCCAGGCACCCGAGCCGAAUAGCCAGCAGGUGCCAUCAUUACCGUGGAUGUGCAGGGAUAGCACCAUGCUGGAGACCAUAGAGAGGAAACGUGUCCUGUGCAGGGAGAUCCGGGCUCGACAGCGGCCCGACAAGAGCCUCAGUAAGCAGGAGAGUCUGCCCGUGUUGCCCAGCUGGAAGAAGAGCGCCGGGGCCAAGACGUGCAGCCCACCCCCAUACCCGGCUCAUACCACUGUCUUCUGGGACACUGCCAUCUGAGACCUGGCCCCAUCCCAGGAAUGACAUGUACAUGGCGGCAGCCAAUCAGGGCGAUGAAAUAGCCCAUGGUGCAUAUUAGCAUAACUGAUUAAUUAAGUCAUCAUAUCUUUUUUCUAUCGUUUAUAUUACUUUUCCUACUUGAUUUAAUAAUUGAAUAGUACUGCCAUCUAUUUUCAAACUGUCUAGAUUAAUCCCAUCGUAGAGUUUUUAAACUGGUUUUGGUGUUCAUGUUCGGCUCGGUCAGCCUGUUGCUGUUUGUCUUAGCAGAUGUCAGAUUCAGCAAGUCCUGCUAUCAAAGCUGAGAACUAUUUCAGGUGGAUAUAUUUUGUAAUCUGGGGUGGCGUCAGCAGCAGAGACGGUGAACUGAGUCAGGACCCUACCAAGACGUCCCUGGAGAUGCCUGCACUGUGGCUGUGGGGCACUCUGCUUUAAACACUUGACACACUCUGCUCGUCACGGGUCAUGCACCUUGCUGUCCAACUGGCAGCAUGGAGAGGUAGCGAGAAGGAGAGUCUAGAACAGGUUACAUAAAAUAUAUGUAAAUUGUAUGUAAAUCGUAUGUACAUUCCUUUGGCAAUAAUUGUGAGCACUGUUCAUGGUAAUAAAGCACCUUGGAGUGUUAGAGGUAGCAGCGAGGCUUUUGGCCUUAGACACAGAAGGCAUAGAACGUUUUCUCUAGAAGAAAAAUCAUAUUUUCCAUUAAUCUGCCACUGUCUUUACUAGCAGUUAAAGUGUUUCCAGUAUUACCCAGCAUGCACUUUGUUAGUGGCAAUAAAUAUGACACCACCUGGCCUUAUUAAUUUCCCGCAGUGAGGCCAGAGGUCCCUGGAAAACUGAGAAACAUAUCAGUUAUGAGGCCCCAAAGAGAAUAUAUGCCCGUUGUUAAAUAUAGGACCAGCAAUCUGUUAUAGAGAACUAAGUUUGAUUGAUUGACUUCCUUUAUAAGUUAGCUAUAAUUCAAAAUGAUAUUUAGUUGGUGUUGGACAUCAUGUUAUUGCCAAAUUACUGGCAGUAACUUGCGAAAGAGGCAACAUGUAGAACAAAUAUGUGUUGUGAUGUGUGUUUGCCGGUGAUGGGCUGCCAUACUGGCUGGGUGUUUAUGUGUAAGCCGUAGAACUCUCCUGUAAAUGUAAAGGCUGUGUGGAAACUCCUGCACCUUUAAUUCCCAGAAAAACACCAGUUCUCCUUUCUGACUCUUGUGACUGAAACUCGUUUGCGUUGCCUUGGAGACCGGGGUUCACUGUGACUAAAAGCUUAGAGUCCCUUUGGGGUUAAAGGUCUCUAUAACUGGUGAGGUAAGGAGCAGCUUAGUGCUGCUCUAUUACAAUAUAUCUGUGUCGAAGUUGAGGUCCUCUUAGCAUAAAAGAGCCUGUGUUGAGUUCAACUAGAGCUCUGUCUGUCUCUAACUCCGUGCACUGGGACCUGCAACUGAUAGGGGGCCCUCUACCAGUGCUGGUUUUAGGGACUGCUGCACACAGUUCACUUAAAACAUAAUACUUUGUUGCAUACAGUCACAUUCACUGUCUGCUUUAGGGGUGAAUUGUUAAAUAUGAUGAUGUUCAGCAUAUUUUUUUGUGAAGUACAGAAUUCCUAGAUCCUCAGUAAUGUCACAGGUCUGGUCUUAUUGCACUGUGUGUUCUAUUUUUAUGUUAUGAAUUACGUGAGGAAAAGUAUGCUUAUUGUAGGACUGUUUCUGAGUAAUGACAGAGUUUAAUGGAAUAAAGUAUGCACUAAAUUUCGCUGCAAGUAAUUGCAGAAACACGCUUGCCUCUUGUAUUCGAGUUUACAUUGAGUCCGGCCCACGACUUAGUGUCUUACAUUUUAGGUUUUGAAUAUGUCAGCUGUAGGGCUUUUAACCCUCACUUCUAGUCUGAAGUUUGAUUCAAAAGAUGGAUCUGUAAAUAAUACACUGUAAAAAGUGCCCUCAAUUUAGAAGGAUUAUAUAUAGACACACAUACAAACACACACAUACAAACACAAAUUCUAUUCAAAUUAACUUCUAUCAACUACAUGUUGUUGGAACAAUGUAUUCUGACCCUGUCACACCCCCAUCUAAUCUCUACUCCUGCCAGACCCUCAGUCUCUACAAUCUCUAGCCCCUGUAUGCACUCUCCCCACCUCUCCAAAAAAAUCUUUGUUAAAAACCCAGCUUUGUGCGAUUUGUCUCUAGAUGAAAUAGGCCUCAGAUAAUCAUCUAUUCAAUGUUCCUGGGAAGUUUCAGAAACAUGUACCAAGUACCUUUAGAAUUACUGUGUUCAGAAUAUCCAAUGUCUCUUGCAACUUACCUUCCUUUGCUACUACCCAGCGCCUUUGCAUCAGUUUUCCUGCAGUUUAUCUUCAAAGAAUGAAACCAGGUAUAGAUCUUCAUCCAAAUAAAAUGCUUUUGUGAAUCCAUCAAAUACUUUAUGAGAUCAUAAGGUAACCUUUUGCAGUCAGCCUUCCCGUUGCUGCUACCAAGUGGCAUUGCUUCAGUUUUGGUGUGAUUUUUCUCAAAAUUUUAUCCAAUCCAGAUAUUCAACCACACAGUGUGUCUACAAAGUUUGAAAAAGAUUAAUCAAACACCUUUUCAGUUAUCCCGCUAUCCCGCUAACAACAUCAAUUGUCUGUGACUACCCCUCUCAUUGCUAUCACUAAGCAGAACUACUUCAAUUUUGGAGUGAUUAGUCUCAAAAUGGAAUCAAUUUCAGAUCUUUAUUGCAGACUGCAAAGUUGAAAAACAUUCAUCAAAUACUUUUUAAGUUAUUCAAUUCAAUGUAUAACCCAGAUUUUCAGCCAUAAAAAAUAGCCAUAACCUGAAAAUACAUAAACAGUGGUACCUUGGAACACAAACUCAAUUUGUUUCUGAAGGCUGAUCGAGUUGCAAUUUGGUUGAGGCCCAAGUCUAAUUUCCCUAUAAGAAAUAAUGCAAAUUAAUUCCAUGUAUGACCCGCUGCCUUACCUGUAGUUGUCCUGGCGAUUGGAAGAAGACUCGGCACUAGCUUGUCAUCACCUCUCUGCCCUCCAGUUAUUUCUCAAAUCUCAUGACUUGGAUAGCGUGACUUGGAUCUCUCCUAUUUGACUAUCCCUGCCGGCCCCGGGAGGAUGGGCUCCCCCUUUGAGUCUAGUCCCACCCAAGGUUUCUUCCUUCUUAGGAAUUUUUCCUUGCCACUGUUGCCUUUGGCUUACUAACUGGGGGCUCUGGGUGCGGAUGCUGUAAAGCGCUUUGAGACAAUGUAAUGUUGUGAUAAUGCGCUAUAUAAAAAUAAAUUUGUUUGCUGUUGUUAAAUUUAAUCCGUUCCAGACACCUAAACGAUUUAAACCUAUCUACAUACCUAAUCAAUGAUAAAAAGUUUUUACAAUCAAUAUAAGACUAACUCACACACGAAAAAGCACACAUACAAGAGCAAUAAUCAUUUAAUAAAUGACAAUUUAUGACCACUUUGGCUGUACUGAGGUGAGCUGAUGGCAUAUUGGAAGUAGCAGGUGGAGAGGAGGAGGGGUAGAAGGGUUAUUGUUUGGAAUGGGAGACGUGUCUGUUUUGUUUUGUCGUGUUCUAAGUUUUUGGUUACUGUGGCUAGAUUUUUCUCAGCCAACCCGUUCGAGGUCCGAAUUGGCAGACCAGAACAAGUUUUAGCGGUAACAGUCGAAUUCCAAGAUUUCGAUCCAGGUAUAACUCGAAAAAAAUUUGUUAGACCCAUUCGAUGUCCAAGUUGGUUGUGUUAAGGGGCAUUUGAGUUCCAAGGUUCUACUGUAUAAUGUAAAACUACACCUUAAGUUUUAGCUGCUGUACGUAUUAUACCAUGAAAUUUAAUUUGGUCAGUUGCUUGAUGCAGGCCUGAUCAGUACUGGCAUGUGUGGUGACAAAACACAAUGGCCGCUAAACUCAAUGAGCAUUUAAUAAUAUAAAUAGUCCGAUAAGUAGCAAAGGUUCCAGAGAUGUAAGUGUUAGGCAUAGCACAUGUCAAUGAAUUUCUGUCGCUCACUGGACUUUCUCAGUAGGUAAGAACACUAUGGGGAUUCUCCGUGUGUCUAACAAACAUCGUGACCCACCACUAUCUGUCCCUCUCUCCGAUACCUUGCAAAUUUCCUAAAGGAAACACCAAGCUAUCCAAGUUAUCGGGCCACCAAAGUGUUGCUGGAAAGAACUGUAAUAAAAUUUUGCUUUAAAGUUUCACAAGCAAUCCUCAGAUUGCAAUUAGCGUUACAACCUAAUCCAUAUAAGGGAGGACACUUUGAGCUUUAGGACACAAUUUUAGAACUACCAUUUCAAUCAAACGGACCUGGAUUUCAUUUAAGCACUGAAUUCUUUCUGUGUGCUGAUUGGUCAGUCAAAGUGUCAUUAUUGUUAUUAUUGUUGUUAUUAAAACCUGAAGUAGCUCAAAGUGUCCUCCCUGACAUGGAUUAGGCGGUAACUGUACAUGCAAUGAUUGUUUUGCUAGUGAAAUCCCUUUAUCAAGCUGAUAAAUUUGGAAAGUCAAAUUUGGAAAUUACAAGCUCAAACCCUUCUGCUUACUCCAUCUGUUUCCUUCUGGUCCCCCCUGACCGUUAACCUUGCCUGGUGAUUGGCUGAUUUGUUAAUUUGGAAAAAAAUACAAAUACCAGGUAAUUUUACACAGCAUGUUCAUGAAAUGUUCUACAGGGGCUGACAGUUACAGGUACUCAGAUAGAUCUAGCCCAGCUAACAGGGAACAUUCCCAGAACUUUAGCUAAUGAGGUCUUGCCAGAAAAGGUUCUUAUUUUAAUGUUAAUGCAAGGUUAUUUCCACAUAUUACAUUUUAACACAGGAUCUGCCAAUAUUAGCAGGAUAACAUUAUUUCCUGAACAUCCUUUCAUCAUAAUUAAUGUAGAAAAAUAUUGUUUUGUAAUACAAGUAUUGUUUUAUAAAGGUGCAAUUUGAAUAUAUUGCAAAUGUACUACCCAGCUUUGGACCCAUAACCUCAGAGGUGUAAGAUGGCAGUGUUCCUUACUGCUCUACCAAGCCCGUCAUUUCUUACCUUAAUCGUAAUGCUUGGUAAGCGUAAAAUUAAAUUAUCUGGAAAACAACUAUACAAACGGAUCAGCUGGGUAGAAAGGUGACUUAAAAAAGCCAAGAGCAUUCAUUUAUAAUGGAUCAGUGCUUCAAAACAUACUAUUUGCAUGCAAUUGAGUGUGAGUGACAUUUUAUGUGCGAGAAGUCAUUUCAGUCAAUAUAGUGAAAAAAGGAAAAUGUUAUUCUGUUCAAUGCCUAAUUGUCCUUAGUCUGAAUUGUUACUUUGAGUAUGGCGCCCCCUGGUGUCAAGCUAUUAUCCAUAAUAUAAUAAUAACAGACUGCUGAGGUGCUUUGUUAAUUUUGAUAUCAGGCCAAAAUCAGUUAAGGUCCUUUCUUAUUUGCAUUGACACCAGCACUGACACAUGGUGAAAACACAAUAUGACUGCCUACAAUCAGCACUGAAUUAUAGAGCAGACAGAAGCACCAUGUUGGUUAGUUAGCAGUCAAGACCAAAGAGCUAUAGAAAGGCAGGUAACUCAACGAUAAAUCAUGAUACAAAUUUAUGAUGAUUAAAAUGGCAGAAAUAAAAAAUAAACCGCUAAAUAAACAAAAUUGCUUUUAGGUCUCGGAAUCUCUUCAUUCUUCCUAGCUGUAAUUGCAUUGCUUAGACAGGAGAAGGCACAAUAACUUUAGAAUUACUGUGCUCCACCCCCAGCCAAACCAGAAACCAACUAAUGCAACCUGCAGAAGUAACACCUUAUGAAAUGGCGAGCACAGAUAGUGGUCAAAUUGUUGUUUUAUGUUUAAGCCUGACAACUGCUUUCACAAAUGUUCAGAAAUGGUUAUUAAGCAAAGGAAAUGUAUUUAACCUUUAUGAUUUUUAAAUAAAGGACUAUUUUAAUUAAUAGGGUUAUAUUUUAGUCCGAAAUUUACAAAG